Linum trigynum is the source of this 2621-nucleotide messenger RNA. The record is from the annotation of a GenBank genome assembly. NCBI's taxonomy places the organism in Eukaryota, Viridiplantae, Streptophyta, Magnoliopsida, Malpighiales, Linaceae.
CUGUGUAGCCAAAACUUUGACAUUUGUGACAAUAAUAUCCAUUUUUGAUGAAAUACCAAAUAUAGCCAACAUUUUGAAAGUUUGACGACAAAUAUAGCCAUUUCCGUUACAAACUUUAAUGGUGUUAAGAACUCCUCCAAAUAGGUUAACAUUAAGCUGACUAGUAUGCCAAAUCAUCGCACACAUCAGCGACAACUCAGAUGUUAGUGACACGUAGAUGCCACGUGUUAUUUUAAUUUAAAAUUAAAGAAAUAAAAUAAUAAAAGAAAUAUAAAUAAUUAUUUUUAGUUAUUUUUUGGUCCCAAUAUCUUUCCUUUCCUUUCGCGUCUCUCUACACAGAUUUGUAAAUUCCCAAAACCAAUUAAUUAUUUGUUUUCCACCCCCAUAUCUUUCCUUUCCUUUCGUCUCUCAACACAAAUCUGUAACAUUCCCAAACCAAACAAAAAUCCAAUUGAGAUAUUAAUCUCCACCCAUGAAUCCCACUCUCCUCGUUAUCGCCUGUCGAAGCUCUAAGCUCCGUAAAGUAGAGGAAGAUGGCGGCCAGGCGGAGAUAGAUGGUGAGCAGCCUAGCGGGGACAGAUCGACGGCGCCCAGAUGCAGGCGGAGACAGAUCGACGACACCCGAAACAGCCAUGACGAGCGGAGAUCUGGGUGCGACGACAGAGGGGCAAACCGAUGGUGGUCGGCAAUGGAAGACGAUGAUGAACAGUGCAGCGGGGGGAGUUUGAUUUGGCCGAGUACCCAAGCAGAGAUCCACAAGCUUUUCACCUUUCGAUCUACUCCCGCUGGGUAGCCUUCCAUCCAGACCACCGCCAUUACUCUCUCUCUGACAGGGUAGGCCUUUCAACUAGAACAACCUAGAGUACUGAGGAAGGGGAGAGAAUGGAAGAGAGCUUAAGAAAGGAGGAGAUUUUUUCUCUAAUUUUUCUAUGGGAACACGAAGGGGAAGAAUAAGAGAAUAGAGAUUAUCAAAAGACUCUUUUUUAAUUUUUAAUUUUUUUAGUUUAUCCACAUAGAUUUGUUACCAAAUGGAGAGUGUCCAGGUCAUCCUUCCGUUAGUCUAGCUCAGUCUGUUAUUUGACACCGUCAAAGAAUUGGACGGAAGUGGCUAUUUUUGGCAUUUCGUCAAAAGUGGUUAUAUUUGGUAAAAUCGUCAAAGUUUUGACUACACAAGUGUAUUUUGCCAAAUUAUCGUAUUGAUUAGUUUUUUCAAUUUUAAUUUGGGACUCCCAUAUGGCCAUAUCACAUGCUCGAAUUCUAGUAAUAAAAGUUAAAUGCCUUUGCGAAAUUGGCUAGGGAAUGAAAUUUUGUUGUCAUUGUGGCUGUUUUCUGCUUGAGCCACCACCGCUGUCUGUCGCACUAGCGGACGUUUGAAGUUCCUUGCUAGAACAAUUGUAGAGCGAGAAACCUGCUUGUGCAAUUGGCCUUCCCUAACAAGACCAUCAAGAGCACCCUCCCAAAGCCAACUUCACCAUCGUCAUUGUCUGCAGAAAAUGACUGUUGUACUUGGUGGCCAUAUGAGCACAUGUGUAAGAAACCUAAUGAUCUAGGCGCCUUGCGUCUAGGGUUUUUGAAUCAAGGGUUGAGCAAAGGGAAGGUUGCAAAUGGAUUGAGGUAGGGGAAGAGAAUGGGACGAGAAUUUGGGGGAAAGAAGAAAGAGGGGUUGGCGGCCUAGGGUGGCCGACGAGGAGAAGGGAAGUUGGGGAAGAAGGGUUCUGUCGAGUGAGGGAGGAGAGGGAAGAAGAUUAGUGUUUGGGGAAUUCUUAUUAUUAUUUGCUUAAUGAGCAAUUACCCACUAAUUACAAAUAUAUAACCCGAAUAAUUCCCGUUAACUACCCCAACUACUUAACUUAACCCAAUUAAUCCGAAUAAUCCUCAAAUGCACCCAAAACCCCCCCAAAUAAUGUCCAAUCGUCCCCAAGCAUAAAUAAAACGACAAAUAAGUCCGAAUACCGAAAUAACCCAAUAAUUGGGUUUCUAACAACAUGGCAAGCACAUACACUGAAUUCACUAGCAAGUUAAGGAUACAGAAACAACUGAUUCCACGUAAGAAACACAUGGCCAUUUCCAAUCUCGCUUGCACGGUAUGAAUAAUGCACCAUAGCAACAGUCUAUAGACAGUUGUAGAAACAGGUUCUAUACAUGUAUAAUUUGUGAUUUAUCCAUCCCGUAUAUGAAUCAAUGUAGUGACAAAUAUAUACGACUUCAUCACGGACGGUUGAAUGCAAAAAGUGGCAACCACACUACAGAAACCGCCCACAAAUUCAGAGCUAUGCUGCCAGAGAAGCAAUGCAAUUCAUGCUCUUCAUCAUUUCCUUCUCCAUCCAUUAAACCGAGCACUCUGCUGCUGUCAUUGCUGCAGUCCGCGUUCAACGGAGGCCUGCAAAGUUGUUGGUUGCCAGUGAAGCUAAAUGAAUCAAAACUCAGCAGUUGAGUUCUUGAAGGAAUUUUACCACCCAAGUUGUGUACGACAAGUUCAAGUAAUUGAAGAAUGUGAGACUUCCGAGGCUUGAAGGGAUUGAUCUGGAUAGCUGGUUCAUUGAUAGAUCCAUUGAUUCGAGAGAUAGCAUCGCGGUUAGGUCCUGUGGAAUUGCGCCAGACAAUGAAUUAUGCGACAAGUU